This is a messenger RNA of Notothenia coriiceps (black rockcod), 1251 nucleotides long. RefSeq names its product zinc finger BED domain-containing protein 5-like. Lineage: Eukaryota; Metazoa; Chordata; Actinopteri; Perciformes; Nototheniidae. Bases 1 to 1251 code for a protein of 416 amino acids. The record is from RefSeq and is a predicted model, not a curated record. The transcript has 2 exons.
AUGGAGCGCUUUCUUGUGCGGAGCAAACCAGCAACCACCAGUGUAGAGACUGCCGACAACCCACCAACGAAAGAGAAGAGGAAAAAAACUGUCAGCAGACAGUACCAUGACAGUUAUCUGUCUUAUGGCUUCAUUUGGACCGGGGAUGUGAACAAUCCUCAGCCCGAGUGCGUCGUCUGUCGGGAGAAGUUAGCUAAUGCUAACAUGGUUCCAAGCAAGCUGAAGAGGCACUUGGAAACCAAACAUGUUCACAGUAACUUGGACUACUUCAGAAGAGCGCGGGAUCUGAACCAGAGGCAGCAAGGACGUUUGUUGGAUUCUGUGAAAGUGUCUGAUAAGGCAAUGGAGGCGAGUUACAUGCUAGCGGAGCUCAUUGCAAAGCAGAAGAAGCCUCACACAAUAGCGGAGACACUCAUCCUCCCUGCUUGCAAAAUACUUGCAGGUGUCAUGCUGGGUCCAGAUGCCGCAAAUGAGCUAUCGAAAGUGCCGUCGUCUGAUAAUACGAUCAAAAGAAGAAUCAACGACAUGUCCGAAGACAUUGAGGAACAUUUGGCAGAGAAACUGCAGGCGAGCGGCAGAUUUUCCCUCCAAAUAGAUGAAUCUACGGACAUCAGUGGGGCUGCCCAACUUCUGGCAAACGUCAGAUAUGUUGAUGCUGACUCCAUCAAAGAGACAUUUUUAUUCUGCAAAGAAAUGGAAAGCCACACCACGGGAGAGGAAAUAUUCAGGGUAACUAAUGACUAUUUUAAAGAGAACAGUCUGACCUGGAAUAUGUGCGUCGGUCUUUGCACAGAUGGUGCGGCGAGCAUGACGGGGAGAGUGAAAGGAUUCAUUGCUAAGGUGAGGGCACAAAACCCACAUAUCGUGACAAACCACUGCAUUCUGCACCGAGAGGCAUUGGUUGCCAAAACCAUGCCCCCGGAGUUGACUGAGGUGCUGAAUCAGGCCGUGCAGAUGGUGAAUUACAUAAAAUCAAGGCCCCUGAAAUCUCGCCUCUUCUCCCAGCUGUGCGCCGAGAUGGGAGCCGACCACCAAAGCCUGAUCCUGCACACAGAGGUACGUUGGCUGUCACGGGGGAAAGUCCUAUCCCGUCUUUAUGAGCUUCGGGAAAGCUUUUGGAGUUUUCAGCUACACCCCAGCUUCCACCCCAGCUUCCACCCCAGCUUCCUCCCCAGCUACACCCCAGCUUCCACCACCCCAGCUUCCACCACCCCAGCACAACCCCAGCUAAACCCCAGCUUCCACCUGUAG